Messenger RNA from Strongylus vulgaris, 757 nucleotides. The record is from the annotation of a GenBank genome assembly. NCBI's taxonomy places the organism in Eukaryota, Metazoa, Nematoda, Chromadorea, Rhabditida, Strongylidae.
GGUACCCUGGCUCUCUCUAGUCCUAUAGAAAUUAAUGGUACUUAAAAGAAGGGUCAUUUUUGAAGUGUUAAUCUUUUGAAAAUUCAGAGCAUACGGGCUCUUGGGAUAUAUUCGGAUUUUUGUUCAAGAGCACACUAUAGCGAACAAUCACGAAGAGAAUGCUCUCCCAGAUUUGCGAAUUGACAAACCAUUCCCGAAGCUCCUAGAUAUGGCGGUGAACACGGAUUUAAAUUCAAUGACUUUGGAGGAACUGCGACAUACACCCUAUAUAUUGCUUUAUCUGUUAGCUUUGCAACACUACAGAAUUGAGGUUGGAGAUGAACAAGCAUUUCCUGAUACAUAUGCGAAGCGGAAGCAGUUCCUAGAUGUUUUGUGGAAAAUGCGUCGAGAGGGUGAAUCAGGAUCGCCGGAUGCUGAAAACUUCAUAGAAGCUAGAACCGCUUUGCCCAGAUCAUUGCAGAGGAGCGAGGUUCCUCGACGAGUAUCAGAAAUACUUAUGGAUCAUAAAUGUGAUGAUACCUCAAAAUGUGCGCAGCCGUUUUGGAUAAUAUGUGCUGCGUUGCGUCGGUUCGUAGAUGCACAUGGUGUUCUGCCACUUUCGGGAAUAUUGCCGGACAUGACUAGCGACAGCAAAAGAUACUCUCACCUUGCUUCUAUAUUUCGCGAAAAAGCGCUUGCCGACGCCGCUGAAGUCUAUGCCCACACACGUCAGAUUGUGCAAGAAAGAGGUCUGAAUAUCGUGAGAAAGUCUAGCUAA